Amoebophrya sp. A120 is the source of this 3708-nucleotide messenger RNA. The record is from the annotation of a GenBank genome assembly. NCBI's taxonomy places the organism in Eukaryota, Dinophyceae, Syndiniales, Amoebophryaceae.
GUGGAACCUAGAGAAAACGAGCCGAACGAACAGAUUGAUUCACUAAGACGUAAUAUUGAAAAGAUAAAGAAGUUGCGCAAAAAGAAAAAUAUCGUAACGUACGUAAAAUGGUCAUGAUGCAAGGUACAACUGCUGGUCCGCCAGCAGCACUAUCCUCCACCAGCGCUGCUGCCUCCGCCGCCUCCACCGUGCUGCAAGAAAAAGCCGAGUGGCUCCGCCAGAGCAGCUCCUCGCUCCUCGGCGCGCUGCGGCAAACGGCCGGCAGUGUCGCGGAGAGAGUGGAAAGUUUAGAUUACCACUAUGCAGACAGUUUAAACGCGUUGAAUGAGGUCACGCAAAAAACGAUCUCCUCCGGGACCAAUCUUGCGCGUAAAGCGGUCGAGGUGGUGAAGCCCCAACCGUACCGCGACUCGGUGCAGUCUCUGGGGUUGUUUUUCCGGGCCUUCCUCCUGCGUAUCUUGCUCGCGGCAUCUGUGUAUGUCACAGACCAACAGGAGGUGCAGGGCUUGCUGCAAAGGCUAUUAGCGGUGACCACGUUUGCAGAGCUGGCAGAGGGCGCCAUGGACAUCUGGUUGCUGGUGAAACCGGAAGCUUGGAAGGACUUCUGGUCCCAUUCUUUGCAGUUGAACUUUCUGACCGAGUUGGCGAAAAUUAGGGACUGCGGAAGCUGCGGAUCAACAGCUUUCUUGGAUACCACAGAAGGGAACUCGUAUCUCCAAAGUGCGAUGAUUUAUUCGGGAGCCGCAGCAGCAGACCACGUUCCCUUGUUCGCCCUUCCCGACGUGCUGGACAGUUUUCUGACGGUGCUGUUCGACCUCGCCAACGCGUUGCGGGACCCCGAAGACCCGGAACAGGCCCGCCAGCGGAAUUUGGCCUGGGGCACGCGGCUGAUGGAGGCGAAGAUGUUGGUCGCGGAGUUGCGGCGGUACUUCGAGGUGGCGAAAGCAAAACUCCCGAUCCCCGCUGGCGACGCGAUUACGCUGGCGCCGUGCCUGCUCGCGCCGGAUUCCACGAUAUCAUUGAACUCGUUGAAAACUUACCGAGUUGUUUGGAAUACGCAGAUUUUUGGAUCAAAUCAGGUCAGUCAAUUGUCUUCAGCGUUUUACGCUGUAUCGUCGAGUGCAACCUCUGGAGUUGGACCUCCCAUUGGAAUGACGUCGGUAUCCGCGGAGGACUUGUUCGUGAAUGUGCGCAGCGGGGAGGCGCAGCUGGACCUGCCACCGCUAAUUCCGCUACCGCCCGAAGCAAUUUCAGAAAAUUCGCCUGCACCGGAGGUUCACGUCGCGCAGGAACUUCUCGGGCGGAAAGAAGAUCUUCGCAGAAAUAAUUCAAGCCUGGCCGCGACCUCAGCAGUUGAAAUCAACAGCGGAACGGUCGUCCAUCGGGACAAUCGCCGCGCCGAUAUUCUGCAAGCCUUUGAGAAGCAGUGCGAAAAAAAGGCGAAAAAAUUACAGGAGAAAAAGACCCGACCGGUUGUGCUGCACAACGCGAGCUCCAUGGCGUUACGCGCUUCGGUGUUUCAACACGGGGAUUCCUACUAAGUGGAAUUUUGCAGGAAAAAGGAAAAUUGAAAAAAAUUGCCCCCUGUGCUGGACGGGACGAGGGCGACGGCGGCUGGGAGCGGGGGCGACACGACGGCCUUUCUUGCAGUUUGUUUUCAUCAAAAAGCAUCAGUAUAGGCACAAAGCGAAAGCUUCACUAUAGUGCAUUUCACAGGUACAAAUGAGGGACAUGAAGAUGAUGAGCCAUAAGGUGCAAGCAGCUUGCCUCGCACAGGGAUCCGGCUUUCCGCUCCACACACGCGCACACUACGAUGCAAAUCAUCACAGAGCCCAGUGCUUUUCUCUGUUACUGUUCAAAAAAUACCUUGCGCGAGUCACAAAACCCAAAGAACAGACAUAGUAGGCGGCUGCCACUACCUCCCCGGCCUCUUCAGCGCGUCCCUUGGCACGGCCCUGAUUGAGUCGGCUGGAAGAAAGCGGCCCAGGUGCGGCUCCGCGAGCAGGGCCGGAAAAGGCCGGCGGCCCUGAAGCACCUCGACCACCUUCUCCGGGAGUGCCCGGGCAAAGAUAUCGCCAGGGGGUUCGACUCCGGUGCCCUUUUUGGCCGUUUAGCCCGUGAUUGAGCAAAAAACCAAUGGAUGCCCAGCGGUCGCAGAGUUCACAGGAAAACACAAAGGGGGGGCCUCCGGGGGGGCCGAAAAUGGGGGCAAUUCGGGGACCCAAAAUGGGGGGCAAAAUCGAGGCACUGCCACCGUGUCACAGAGUUCACAGGAAAAUGAGGGGGCUACCCCUCCGGGACCCCCCGGGCCCCCCGGCCCCGGGCCCCGAUUUUUAAUGCAAAAGCUCGCGCUUUUGCCUUUUCGGCCAGCCAAAGUUUGCAAACAGGUGCGGGGGGCCUUCUCCUUGGGGCCCUUUUUGGCAUUUUUCGGCCCGCCAGAUAUUGGCGCCACAAGUCGGAUAUUUAGGUGCGGUUUCACCUCCGCCGGGGGGAAAAAAUCUAGAUGGCCAUUUUUUUCGCACUCUCCCCGGCUCGCGCAAAAAGUGCGGAAAUAGUUCGGGGCGACCUCUCCUAAUGGCAACAUAUGAACUGUCUGGCAUGUCAGCUGCUGGGCCGCCAAAUUAUUUGGGUAGACCCCGGCUCGCGUGGCCGCCUUUCUCCCCCUGCCCGCAUAGCGUGCCCGUCUGGCGCGCGCCGUCAGCUUGGCACAGCCGCCCCCUGUCGGAGGUAAGCUGCCCUCAUCUCACGGGCCAUGGUCCUCAUCUUCCUUAUUUGUAGCUGUGGCGAUGUAUUUUGAUGAAGGUCUGCCACGUGCCUGUAGCGGUGUUCUUUGAUGAGGACUGAGGAUUACAAAGGCCGCCGCGUCCUCACCACUCCGAACCGCCGUAGCCGCCGUCCAAUCCAGCACCGGACGCAUUUUUUUUCAGUUUUCCUGCUUCCUGCAAGAUUCCACUUAGUAAUUCCUUCUACAACGUGAUUCCCAUCACUACCACCGUCCUGGAGCCGAACCACCGCGCUUUUCUCCGCUUGGAGGGCGAGGCGUUCCAACUGCAAGUGUUUAAAGCCGGCCAUGCGGGGGCUGCGCAAGCGGAACAGAGCGGGAGUUUCUCGAUUCUGACAAAAAUCAUGGACGACUUCGCGCCGCUCUACUCCGUGCCAGCCAUCCGACGCGGCGAGACGGUAAGUUUGCGGUCCAACAACGCAGACGUGGGCCCGAGCGGAUUCGGCACCAGCAGGGCGGCAGCGAAUGGCUUUGGAACAAUCAACUCGCUUACCAAAACAUAGAGUGUGACGUCGUCUACUCGUGGUUCUUUGUUUGUUGUUUCCGUUCGAUCAUAUUGAAAACGAAAUUUCUUGUGUGAUAAAAAUAUUAAUGUCGUGUUGAUCUUGGUGUGAGGAAAACGAAAACCGAUACGUGUGUAGUGUAGAUGUACUGCUGGAACCUCCGCGAUCUACUGUUGAAAAAACAAUCUGAGUUGGACCACGUAGACGUAAGAACAUAUCACAAAAACACACACGACUCAAUCGCAAGAAUCCCAUCCGCAGCCAUGGGCACAAUGCUGACGUGCGCGAAAGGCAGUGCAAGUUCUCCGUCGUUUUUGUAGUUUUCUCGAGUAGCACUAGUGAAUGUGUUCACGUUGAGAGCUUGAGCGCAUGUACGAAUCAUUGGCUCGACGUCACAGAAAAUACACAAACCUGUUGAAGAAG